Messenger RNA from Pseudopipra pipra, 1768 nucleotides. It is a transcript of the gene PUS1, whose product is annotated as pseudouridine synthase 1. The record is from RefSeq and is a predicted model, not a curated record. Gene Ontology annotation, cellular component: nucleus. Gene Ontology annotation, biological process: mRNA pseudouridine synthesis; tRNA pseudouridine synthesis. Gene Ontology annotation, molecular function: pseudouridine synthase activity; RNA binding. The transcript has 6 exons. NCBI's taxonomy places the organism in Eukaryota, Metazoa, Chordata, Aves, Passeriformes, Pipridae. Bases 91 to 1377 code for a protein of 428 amino acids.
CCGCGUAAGUGACCCCGGGAGGAGCCGGGCCGCGGGUUCGGGGCUGCGCUGCCCCUCACGGCCCCUCACGGCCCCUCACAGCCCAGGGCGAUGCUGUGCUGGGCGCUGCGCGUCGUGAGCCGCGGCCUCUCCGCCCCGCGGCCGUGCUGGCGGUGGCGCACCGUUCGUGCCAUGGCUGAGGGUCCGAGGGCAGCGGUCGCCGGGCAGACAAAGAGGCUGAACAGCGGCGCUGAGGUGGCUGAGAGGCUGGAAGAGAACGGGCAUCAAAACAAAAGGUUGAAGGGAGGUGCGGAUGAGGAGGGUGCGGAGGAUCAGGGUAAGAAGUCGCCCAAGAGGAAGAUUGUGCUGCUGAUGGCGUAUUCAGGGAAAGGCUACCAUGGGAUGCAGAGAAACAUGGGAUCUUCCCAGUUCAAGACAAUUGAAGAUGACUUAGUGUCUGCCCUCAUUCAGUCAGGCUGCAUCCCAGAGAACCACGGGGAGGAUAUGAAGAAGAUGUCUUUCCAGCGGUGUGCUCGAACAGAUAAGGGUGUGUCUGCAGCUGGACAGAUUGUGUCACUGAAGGUCAGGCUGAUAGAUGACAUCUUAGAAAAGAUCAAUAAUCAUCUUCCUUCUCACAUCAGAAUUCUGGGCCUGAAGAGAGUCACUGGGGGAUUCAACUCCAAGAACAAAUGUGAUGCCAGAACCUACUCUUACAUGCUGCCAACAUUUGCCUUUGCCCACAAGGACCAUGAUGUGCAAGAAGAGGUUUAUAGGCUGGACAAAGAGACCCUCGACAGGGUCAACAAACUGCUCUCGUGCUAUAAAGGGACACACAACUUCCACAACUUCACAUCCCAGAAGGGCCCCAGGGACCCCAGUGCCAGGAGGUACAUCAUGGAGAUGUACUGUGGAGAGCCCUUUGUCAGGGAGAACAUGGAGUUUGCAGUGAUCAAAGUGAAAGGUCAGAGCUUCAUGAUGCACCAGAUCAGGAAGAUGAUCGGGCUGGUGAUAGCCAUCGUGAAGGGUUAUGCUGCUGAGUCCAUCCUGGAGCGCAGCUGGGGAGAGGAGAAGGUGGAUGUCCCCAAAGCCCCGGGACUCGGGCUGGUCUUGGAAAGAGUGCACUUUGAAAAGUACAACAGGCGCUUUGGGAACGAUGGGCUGCACGAGCCGCUGGAGUGGACAGAGGAGGAGGAGAAGAUUGCUGUUUUCAAAGAGCAGUACAUCUACCCUACCAUCAUCAACACGGAAAGGGAGGAGAAAUCCAUGGCAAACUGGCUCAGCACCCUCCCCAUUCACGACUUCAACUCGUCUGCUGUUGAGAUGCAAGCCAACAACAAAAAUUCAAAGAACAGCAGCGACCUCGAAGGCAGUGAUGGUUGUGGUGAUGAUUCUGACUGAGCCAGCGUGGCUGGAUGUGGAACCCUUGCUGCUUAAAGUUCCCUUUGUCUACAAAAAAAGUGGCCUUUCAAAAUCCAGGAAUCCAGUAAAGCAGGAGUUUGUGUGCUUGCAGAACGAGAACUGGAUGCCCAGGAGAAUCUGGGUGGGGAAGACAGUGCAGCAGAAAAAACAGAAGCUUUUUAUACCACUGACCAAUUCACCUGACUGAUAUACUUGAAAACAGUUCAAGGAGAAAGAAGCUUUCUAAAAGAAUCUUGAAAUGCAGGAUAUCAUAAUUGCUAUUUGAAUAAUGGUUUUAUUAUGUUUACUUGGAAAAUAGUAUUUUAAAUAUCUAUAACUUCUACAUAAAGAUGGGGCAGAUCAUUUUAAUAUACUCUUUUUUUAUUAUGAA